AUGUUGAGCGGUGCUCGUCCCGGCAGAGGAGACCGAGACGAGCAGAGCCAAAACCCGCAGAAGUGCUGUGCUGCAGAUGAUGCCGGUCUCUCUGGGAAGAGCGUGGAGGGGUCAUCGCCGGAUGGGGAGGAGUUGGAGAGAGUGUGGCAGCGGGGUGAGCGGACGGAGCGGAGGCUGGAAGUGCACGAGCAGCUGCUGGCCCUGCGGCACUGGCUGGACGCUGUGGAGAAGAGGCUGCCUGCCCUGCCGGAGCCCGGCCAUGCCCUGCAGGUAAUGGGCUCGCCCCGGGUGUGCGGCAGCCGGCAGAACCGCUCAGAGCCAGGCCAGGAUUUGAGGCGGGGGCCCGGCGCCCGUGCCUGUGCCAUGGGGAACUCGGUGAGCCGGCCCAGCUGCCUGGGCGAGAAGAGCCGGCGGUCGGAGGAGCUCCUCCGGGAGCCGCAGCUCCGGGACCUGGGGCUGGACGCGGGGCAGUCGCCCGGCAGAAGCAUCGCGGAGGCCUGGCCGGGGCCGCUGGAGAAGCCGCCGGCACCGGUGGAGAACGGCUGGAGCCCAGUACCCAGUGCCGGCCGGAGCCGGCCGGGCAGCCCCGUGCUGAAGCGCAGCCAGUCGGAGGUGGCGGUGCAGAACGGGAGCACAGCCUGCGUCCCGCUGAAGGGGCAGGGGCAGGCGGGGGGCGCAGCCUGGACACCCCCCCGGGCCAGCGCCCCCCGGAGUGCCUGGUCCUGGAAACCUGUCACCACCCGGGAGGUGACGGAGGUGACAGAGGUGACCGAGACCAUCGUGACGGAGAUUGUGGAGGUGACCGAGUACCCGGCCGGCGAGAAGGGCGGGGAGCCCCUGGUCACCCGGACGGUCACGGUGCUGACGGAGCGCGCCGGGGAGCUGGCAGCCGGUGGCCGCUCCGGACAGACGGAUGCCACAGAGGUGACUGCCGGGCAGGGACCCUCGCCACUGAAGAUGCUGCACCGGCUGCUCUGCCGGCACACUUGUCUCCGCAAGCGAGUCUUAGCCUUUGUCUCCCUUGGCUGGGGCUCGUCUGGUGGGGGCUGCGUGUCCGGAGGGGGUCCGCAUGGCAGGGGCGUGCCUGGGGUGCGCAGCCCCUGCUUUGGGGAGCCCCGUGGGCAGCGCCCAGUCCUUUGGCCCUGA
This is a messenger RNA of Haliaeetus leucocephalus (bald eagle), 1146 nucleotides long. RefSeq lists its product as uncharacterized. The transcript has 5 exons. NCBI's taxonomy places the organism in Eukaryota, Metazoa, Chordata, Aves, Accipitriformes, Accipitridae. The coding region runs from base 1 to 1146 and encodes 381 amino acids. The record is from RefSeq and is a predicted model, not a curated record.